Messenger RNA from Micromonas pusilla CCMP1545, 375 nucleotides. RefSeq lists its product as uncharacterized. Lineage: Eukaryota; Viridiplantae; Chlorophyta; Mamiellophyceae; Mamiellales; Mamiellaceae. The record is from RefSeq and is a predicted model, not a curated record. The transcript has a single exon. The annotation marks the transcript as partial.
GCGCGCUGGACGGUCCGGUUCCUUCGAAGCAACGUCCCGAUCGUCCCCCUGUGCGUCGCGUACGUCGUCAUGCUCGUCGCGUCGUGGAGCCCGGACACGCUGUCGCUCAUGAUGCCCGGGUCCCUCGAGGCUGGGAUAAGCGACGGGUUCAACCCGCAGUACUUCCCCAAACUGGACGGCAUCAUGACGUUGCUGUCUCGACGCGUCACCGCCGCGAGCGCGUGGCUGCAUCUGAUGUGCAUCAACUUCUUCGUGGGGAAGCACGCGACGAUCCGAGCGCUUCGCGAGGGGAUCCCGGUGUGGCACACGCUGGCGUUGACGCUCCUGACCGGGCCGUUGGGGUUGUGCUCGCACUGGGUCACGAGAGCGGUGCUC